Messenger RNA from Lactuca virosa, 1044 nucleotides. Lineage: Eukaryota; Viridiplantae; Streptophyta; Magnoliopsida; Asterales; Asteraceae. The record is from the annotation of a GenBank genome assembly.
GGUUCCAAUCCAAUCCUCAGCCGUAGAUAACAAAAUUAGCAUAAUAUUCUUCCUUCUGCGUGUUAUUCGCCAUUUGACCACCACGAUAACGCGUAGUGAUCACACAACAAUCGAUCAAAAAGCCCCGAAAGGAAACCCAAAAUCCUUGUACACAAAGCAAACGCACAAGUUUUUGUGAGCAAGAACUAGAAGUUGUUUAUAGGGUUUAUUGGAUUUUCCUUUUUUGAUCGCUAAUUUCACCAUGAGUUUCCUAUUCGGCAAGAAGAAAACACCCGCUGAGCUCCUGCGGGAGAACAAGAGAAUGCUUGAUAAAUCCAUAAGAGAAAUCGAAAGAGAAAGACAAGGUUUGCAGACACAAGAGAAGAAACUGAUUGUAGAAAUCAAGAAAAGUGCCAAACAAGGUCAAAUGGGAGCUGUGAAGGUGAUGGCUAAAGACCUUAUAAGAACACGACACCAAAUUGAGAAGUUUUACAAGCUUAAAUCCCAGCUGCAGGGUGUAUCCCUAAGAAUUCAGACAUUGAAGUCAACACAAGCAAUGGGUGAAGCGAUGAAAGGAGUGACAAAAGCAAUGGGCCAAAUGAACAGGCAAAUGAACCUUCCAUCAUUGCAGAAAAUAAUGCAAGAAUUUGAGAGACAAAAUGAGAAAAUGGAAAUGGUGAGUGAAGUCAUGGGUGAUGCCAUUGAUGAUGCUUUGGAAGGUGAUGAAGAAGAAGAUGAAACUGAAGAGCUCGUGAGCCAGGUUUUAGAUGAAAUUGGUAUUGAUAUUAACCAAGAGUUGAUGAAUGCACCUUCGGGGGCGGUAUCAGUCCCGGCUGCAAAGACGAAGGUGGCGCAAGCGGAAGCACCGGCGGGGGCGGGGGCGGGUGAUGAUGGUGGGAUUGAUAGUGAUUUACAGGCGAGGUUAGAUAAUUUGAGAAGAAUGUAACUAUCAUUAUCAUCGUUAUCAUAUUCACAACUUAAAAAAAAAAGUAUUUCACAUAUAUGCUUUGUAAAAAUUUGGGUCGAAUUUGUGAACGUUUGUGUCGAUUAUGGUAUCAAAGUUUG